Messenger RNA from Cryphonectria parasitica EP155, 654 nucleotides. RefSeq lists its product as uncharacterized. The record is from RefSeq and is a predicted model, not a curated record. The coding region runs from base 1 to 654 and encodes 217 amino acids. The transcript is spliced from 2 exons. Lineage: Eukaryota; Fungi; Ascomycota; Sordariomycetes; Diaporthales; Cryphonectriaceae.
AUGGACAUCUUUAUUUCCCUCCUCCUCCUACUCCUCUUGUAUUUCAACCUCAUCUCCUCUUGCACUGCCACACAAGUCCGCCACGUCAACCAAUCCGAGUUUCUCCCCAAGCGCACCUACUCGGAGCACUUCAAGCUCAUCGACUCGGUCCGCAACUGCACCGACGCCGUGUGGUCCCUUGAGGCCCUCAACACCACCGCCUCCGUCUCCGUCGGAGACUGCCACAAGGUCCUCCAGAACGUCCGCCACAACCACGGCUACUACGAGGUCUGGGGUUUUGAUAAUGACGACUUCGCGCCAAUCACAGGAUUCCAGAGCUGCGUGUUUGCGGUGGCGCAGACGGGGCCGGAUGGUUCCGCUGGGCCUCAAGGUUAUGCUGUAGUCGGUAAUGAUGAUGUUGUCUCCGUGGUCGUGGAGGCCAUCGGCACUUCCAAAGACAACAUCACCGGUGCGGCGGGUUCCUUUACCUGCGGGACCAACCAGGUCGUCUUGUCUGUCAUUGUCUAUAAUGGGCUGAAUGGGUAUGACGGAACCCCGUCUGCGCCGUCCAUUAACCUCUGGGGGGAUAUCCAUUAUACCACAAGAGAGACUGCGACGGCCCCGACGGUGACGAGCGUGCCUACUGAGAUACCGACAUCCACUGCAGGUGGCUAG